This is a messenger RNA of Cajanus cajan (pigeon pea), 1776 nucleotides long. Its product is annotated as transposon Tf1-107 polyprotein. Gene Ontology annotation, biological process: DNA integration. Gene Ontology annotation, molecular function: nucleic acid binding; RNA-DNA hybrid ribonuclease activity. The record is from RefSeq and is a predicted model, not a curated record. NCBI's taxonomy places the organism in Eukaryota, Viridiplantae, Streptophyta, Magnoliopsida, Fabales, Fabaceae.
AUGUCUUUUGGCUUGAAGAAUGUAGGUGCAACGUAUCAGCGUUUGAUGGACAAGGUGUUGGUGAACCAGCUGGGUAGGAACGUGGAAGCUUAUGUAGACGACAUGGUGGUGAAGUCAAUGAGUUUAGAUCGGCAUUUAGAUGACCUGCGGGAACUAUUUGAGACCAUAGGCAAGUAUCAGCUCAAGUUGAACCCCGAGAAAUGUUCUUUUGGGGUCCAAGCGGGAAAGUUCCUCGGUUUCCUGCUAACUCAUCGUGGCAUCGAGGCAAAUCCCGAGAAGUGCACGGCGAUCAUCAACAUGAGGAGUCCUUCCACAGCGAAGGAGGUCCAACAGCUCACGGGAAGAAUGGCUUCGUUGUCUCGUUUUCUGUCCAAAUCAGCCGACAAGGCGUUACCAAUUUUCCAAUGUCUAAGGAAGAAUAAUCGGUUCGCUUGGACGAACGAGUGCGAGGAGGCCUUCACAGAACUCAAGAAAUCAUUAGCAUCGCCGCCGAUCCUGACAAAACCACGACUGAAUCUCCCCCUAUUGAUUUAUAUAUCAGCAUCCGACCGAGCGGUCAGUGCAAUUUUAAUCCAAGAGCAGGAAGGCACUCAAGUUCCUGUGUAUUUCGUGAGUCGGGUCCUACAGGGGGCAGAACCAAGGUAUCAGAAGAUUGAGAAGUUGGCUCUUGCAAUACUAGUUACAGCGCGCAAGUUAAGACACUAUUUCCAGAGUUAUGAGGUAAUAGUCCGGAUGGAUCAUCCGAUUAGGCAAGUAUUACAGAAGCCCGACCUGGCAGGAAGGAUGAUGAAGUGGUCUAUAGAGCUAUUAGAGUAUUCUAUCAAGUACGAGCCGAGAGGAGCAAUCAAAGCUCAAGCACUAGCCAAUUUCGUGAUGGAGUUGACCUCUCCCGCCGAUGAGGGCGAAAUCGGAGAGACACAGUGGAUCCUAUCAGUGGAUGGAGCCUUGAACCUCGGAGGAAGUGGAGCAGGGAUCGUCUUGGAAGGACCGGGAGGAAUUUUGUUAGAACAAUCACUACGUUUUGAAUUCCGAGCAAGCAACAACCAGGCCGAGUACAAAGCGUUGUUAGCUGGCAUGGUGUUGGCAAAGGAAAUGGGGGCGACGAGUUUGUCAGCCCGAAGUGACUCUCAGCUGAUCACGGGACAAGUCGCGGGAACUUUCCAAGCGAAGGAUCCCCAGUUGGCCAAGUACUUGGAAAAAGUUAAGCUCUUAUCGGAUAAUUUUCGAGAGUUCACACUUAACCACGUACCGCGGGAGCAGAAUUCGAGAGCAGAUCUCCUCUCCAAGUUAGCAAGCACAAAGAAGCCGGUGGCCGUGGACUACUUCAGCAAAUGGAUUGAGGCAGAGCCUAUAGCAACCAUCUCUGCAGAGAAGGUUAGAGCUUUUUUAUGGAAGAAUGUGGUGUGCAGGUAUGGCGUUCCCCAGGUACUAGUUUCUGACAAUGGGACACAAUUUGCAAGCGCAAGAGUUCGUGAUUUCUGUAGGCAGAUCGGUAUCCGAACGACAUUCACCUCCGUUGAGCACCCUCAAUCUAAUGGCCAGGCGGAGUCGGCAAACAAGGUUAUACUCUCGGGUUUGAAGAAGCGCGUCCAAGACUCAGGCGCUUCAUGGGUGGAGGAGCUUCCCCGGGUGCUAUGGUCAUACCACACAACUGUUCAUUCGUCGACCCAGGACACUCCUUUCAACUUAGUAUAUGGAACAGACGCCAUGAUCCCGAUCGAAAUUGCGGAACCUUCAGUACGUACUACAGCCUUUUCGGAGGAGGAGUCUGACUAG